Helicoverpa armigera (cotton bollworm) is the source of this 1770-nucleotide messenger RNA. Its product is annotated as esterase FE4. The record is from RefSeq and is a predicted model, not a curated record. The transcript has 3 exons. Lineage: Eukaryota; Metazoa; Arthropoda; Insecta; Lepidoptera; Noctuidae. The coding region runs from base 56 to 1690 and encodes 544 amino acids.
GAAGGCCAGUCUCUAUCUGCACUUCGGCUGUUCCGCCGAACUUCUGAUAGUGAUCAUGAAAAUAAUGUAUUUGGUGACGAUUCCAAUAUUGAUAGUUUUAUCAGUGGCCGCUUUCACUAAUUGCGAUGAGGGUGAGUGGCGGAAAGUACAUAUUGCACAAGGAGACUUGCUCGGGCGCAGGGACCCGGCCUUCGGACUGUACUCCUUUUAUAAUAUACCGUAUGCCACCGUGCCAUCCGGACCGGACCGGUUUAAGGCUCCGCUUCCGGGUCCAGUAUGGGAGCAACCACGGGAAGCAGUCGACAAAGGUGUAAUUUGUAUGCAGAUUCCAACAAAACCCACAAAGUCUUUAACGAUGCAGGAGGAUUGUCUCAUUGCGAACAUAUUCGUCCCGGACACUGAUGAGAAAGAUCUGCCUGUAAUAGUAAGCAUACAUGGAGGAGGAUUCGAACUAGGAUACGGGGCUUUUCUGGCACCUAAAUACUUAGUUAAAACUAAAAAAGUAAUUGUAGUCAACUUUAAUUACCGACUUGGAGUACAUGGGUUCCUGUGUCUGGGCACAAACGAUGUUCCCGGCAACGCUGGAUUGAAGGACCAAGUGGCAUUACUCCGCUGGGUGAAGGAUAACAUCGCUAGCUUUGGAGGCAAUCCUGAUGACGUCACAGUGACGGGCGGCAGCGCAGGGUCAAUAUCAACUCUGUUGCUGAUGUUGUCAAACACAACAGAAGGGCUUUUUAGAAAAGUAGUCCCGGAAAGUGGAGCUGCCGUAUCCUCUCUUGCGGUUCAGUUAGAUCCACUUGAAUAUGCUAAGGAUUGGGCUAAAACGUUAAACUUUACAAAUGUAGAUGAUUUGGCCGCAUUAGAAGACUUUUAUAAAAACACUCCUCUACAGUCAUUGUUUCACAGCGCCCAAAGAACGGAUUCUACACUAUUCCAUUCACCGUGUAUUGAACGCCAAACUAGUGAACAAAGUUUUUUGGAUGAUUCGCCGUACAAUAUAAUCAAAAGUGGCAAUUAUAGAAAAGUUCCUAUUUUAAUUGGGACGAGCAAUAUGGAAGGGUUGCUCGAAAAAAACAAGUUUAAAAGGUGGGAAAUGGCUAUGAACGAAAAUUUUUCGGAGUUCUUGCCAGGUGAUUUGCAAUUUGACAAUAUGGAAGAGAAGAAAGAGACGGCUAAAAAAGUUAAAGAACUUUAUUUUGGUGACCAGCCGGUCAGCGAAGACACAAUAUUGUCGUACAUUCAAUACUUCGGAGAUGUAAUGUUUAAUUAUCCUACUUUGAGAACAGUGCAGUUGCUCAUAGAAUCUGGACAUGAUCAAAUAUAUUUAUAUCAAUAUUCUUUUGUGGAUGAGAGUACUCCGUUUGUUCCAUACACGAAGGUGCGUGGUGCUGGGCAUUGUGCUCAAUCUGUCGCCAUAUUCGACGUAAGCAGUGACGAGAGUACAUUGUCGGUGGAAUACCAACAAAUGAAAGCCACGAUGAGGGAAUUAUGGACCAACUUUGCUGUACAUGGAAUGCCUGUGUUGAAUGGAUCGUCCUUGCCCGCUUGGCCGACUGUAGGUGCAGAUGGCAGUCCAUAUAUGAUUCUGAACCAACCACUGCAGCUGGCUGGAGCAUUCUUGGAGAAGCGAGCACAGUUCUGGAAUGAUCUCUACGAUAGACAUUAUCGGGCACCGGUACCGCCCCAGUAACGGCAGAAAUAAGUAUGUGUAUAGUUGAAGUUAUAGUGUAGAAUGAAAUAAAAUGCGUUAAAGGACGCACCUGAGAGUAA